Gadus morhua (Atlantic cod) is the source of this 4323-nucleotide messenger RNA. RefSeq lists its product as uncharacterized. The transcript has 25 exons. NCBI's taxonomy places the organism in Eukaryota, Metazoa, Chordata, Actinopteri, Gadiformes, Gadidae. The record is from RefSeq and is a predicted model, not a curated record. Gene Ontology annotation, molecular function: ubiquitin-protein transferase activity. The coding region runs from base 169 to 3366 and encodes 1065 amino acids. Gene Ontology annotation, biological process: protein ubiquitination.
CAUUUCUUGUAAAAAGCGGGGGAGGAACAGCUCAGCUUCGUAGUGCUUCCAGCCUCGUGAAAAGGUGACUUCACGUUAACUGAAGGCUUGGUUUCACGGGACGGACCAUUGGCCUACAAGGUAGGUUUUUGAAUAAUUUUCAGAAAGUAUAAGUCACUGAUACGGAAGAUGGAUGCGAUCUACAACCUGCUUGAUACAUUUAGACUGACUGAGUACUAUAAAAGAUUUCUUGACAUCGGUGUGACCGAUGAGAGGGACUUCAUCGACAGUCUGACAGAGGAGGAUCUAAAGCAAAUCGGCUUGAGUCAAGUGGAGAGGAAUCGCUUUGAAAACCUGAAGGACCGUGUGAGAAGGCUCAGAGCAAGGCCGGACCCAGAGGGCCAUGGACAAGGGGCCGUCAAGAAGAUGGAAGAAUUCUGCAUUCAAUACACAUACCCGCAGUGUCCUGAGCAAAAAUAUAUCCGAGACAUGGAUCCUGCACAGAACACAGUUGAAGAUUUAAUGCUGAGGAUUUGUCAUGUUGAAAAUUUUAAAGGCGUCUGUCUGUACACGGUGGACGGAAUGCCCCUAACCGAUGACCCCUUCUUUAACACAUGGUCCUUAAAAGAAAGACAUAUCAAAAACAAAGAUGUACUGUACGCCAUUUUUACACUCCCUCAGAACCUACAAGCAAACCCUACAAUGAGAAACCCAACAGCUGAAGAAACUGCAGGAGAGCACAAUGUUCGAUGUCACAUAAUGCUCAAGGGAAACUUUGACAUAUCUGUAAACUUGACCACUGACACAAUUUAUAAUUUGAGAAGAAAACUGGCAUUUUACAGUGGAAUCCCUGUCCAUGCUCUACAUUACCAAGGGAACCAUGGUUCAUCUGACACAUUGGAAGAUCUGGGCAUCUCUGAAGACAAAAGAUCAGCAGUGAACUUUUACUUGUCUACUUGUGACGACCAACCACCAAACAAUAUUACGUUGUUCAGUAAUGAUGUUGCUCUGUCUGUGAAACAAACCACAAAAGGGCAGAGUGUAUUCCUCUCUUCGCUGUAUUCUGUGAGAUCAGAAAAGUGUGGAGGGAAUUUCAAAAAGGUGGUUGCUUACAUUCGCCAACUAACUGGCUGUAACCCUCUUGCACAAAGUCUGUACCAGCUGAUCUGCAAGAAUGAGAUUGUAACCAAAACCCAGAAGAUUGCUAUCUUUGAGGGACUGUAUGUGCUGUUUAGAGAACUUUUGCCAAGGCCUGGACAACGCACAGAGGAAAAACCAAUAGAGGACAUGGACGUCUUUGAGUAUUCAACACACUGUUGGGCAUAUCUCAUAACAGAAGCAGCGAAUCAGUCAACGGAGCAUGAAGAAUACACACCUAUGAUUCUGAGUUCAGAGGAAGGACCUCGUUUCUGUGACCCAGUUAAUGUACCUGGAACACCAGUUAUCUUGGAAAAAUCUCAUGUUCUUCAAAAGAUCAGAGAUGGAGAGAAAAUCCCAAACUGCUCUGAGCAAGUUUUGGGGGAAAGUUCACUGAAGAGGGCCAUUGAUAUAGAGAAGAUGCUGCUCAGCCUGCCUCCUUUCAUCACAACAUACUUCUUAUGGCUAACUCACGCUGACAUGCCUGGAGAGAACUUUCAGGUGAAUAUGAAGAAGACUUUUGCCGACAUGACAGAGAAACUGACAGAGUUCCCCUUCCUAAGAGUGACACCUCCGCUCCAACUCAAGGAAGCAGGGCAACCUGGGCCAUUGCCUGUACUUCUGAGUGAAGAUAAUCUCGGCAUUUGUCUGUUUAAAGAUAAAUGCAAGCCACAAGAGAUAAAAGUGUUAAAUUUUCUCAGUGGCAAAGAAGAAACUGUGAAUUUGGAUGAACUUGCACUCAGAACUGGUAAUCUUUCGGAUGGCCAAACAUUUCUUACUUGCAGGACUCCAAAGGAAGCAAUACUGGUGCUGAUGGAUACAAGUUCCUCCAUGGGGGGGAAAUGCUACGGUGAGCUGAAAAUGAGGAAAAUAGACGCGGUAAAGGAGCUAUUUGACUGCUUUGCAACAAGGACCAUGGCCUAUGAUUUCCAUCACGUGAUCGGCCUCGUGAGGUUCGGCAAAGAUGUGAAACUCCUGCAUACAUUUACAGAAACUCUGGAAAAAUUCAAGGAACAUCUGCGGGACCUUAUACCGAAGGGCAAGACUGUUCUGUACGAAGCCCUGCAACAUGGAGUUAAGGAAAUGGAAGGAGUAAAGGAGAGGUUCCCUGAAUGUAGACUCCGCAUCAUUUGUCUCACAGAUGGAAGCGAUGUUGGAUCCAAGGUAAAACCUGAAACAGUUGCAGUAAAUCUGAUUACAUCCAACAUCAUUGUGGAUUCUAUCCUCCUUGGAAACGUGGCAAACAACACACUUCACGGAAUCAGCAACGCCACAGGGGGUUGCUGUUUCAAGCCAAAAACAAGCAAAGAAGGCCUCAAACUUUUUGAAAGUGAGACUGUUCUUUCUUUGGAAAUGAGAAAACCCAAGAAAAAGCUUGAUCCAUUGUCCAUCACAAGUGAGACCGUUUUAAGAAGCAUCUUUGCACAACACGGCUAUGAUGAGCUCCCAGAGACCUCUCUGCCAAGCGAGUUUAACAACAAAGUGACCGCUGCAAAGAAUUCCUUAAAAACGAAGAAAGGACAAACGUUAAUGAAGAAGGACAAACGUGUACUAGAGGAGUUGAGAAGCCUGCAUUGUGACCCUCAUCCCUUCAUCGACAUCUUCCCAUCCGAGUCAGACUUCACGUUUUGGAAGAUUCUGAUGCAGGGUCCCCCUGACACGCCAUAUGCGAAUGGCACCUUUGAGCUGUACUGUCAGUUUGGUCCGGAUUACCCCGUGAAACCUCCAACAAUCCGCUUUGUGACAGUUAUGUACCACUGCAAUAUCAACAGUUCUGGACGGAUAUGUCACAACAUAUUUGACCGUGGCUACAACGCCCAUAUCACCAUGAAGGAGAUCCUAGAGGCCGUUUAUGGACUGCUCAUCGCCCCUGAGGCUGAAGAUCCACUAGACAGCAUUUUGGCGGAGAAAUUCCUAUCCAGCGAGGAGGAGUACAAACAAGAAGCUAAGGACCAUACCGCGAAAACUGCAGCCAAGUCCUUCAAUGAAAAGGAGCAGGAAUUGGUCGGCUCUGUUGGAGAUAACACACCCAGUCAUCUGAAAUGUCCACUCAGUCUGAGGAUUUUUGUGGAUCCCGUUAAAACAAACAAUGGAGACGUCUACGAGCGACUGUUCAUUGAAGAACACCUUAAGAAAACAAUGUUCGAUCCAAGGAGGGGGGCAGGCUAUCCGCUUCAGAUGAGUGAUCUCAAACCAGAUCCAGAUAUGAAGAACAUGGUGAAGAAACAUAGAGUAUUUCAGCUUCAAUAACAAGUGACUUAUUUGGCACCCAGCAGACAUUGAAGAGGCAGGCAAGCCCUCGUGGCUUAUUUUAUAUUGAUUGUUUUUAACAUUUUUAUGAUCCAACAAUUCUAAUUGUACAUCAUUACUUAUUACUUUACUUAAGGUUAGGGUUAAGGGUAGGGCUUUAUAAAUCUUUUAAAUCAUAUUUGUUAUAAAUGUACCUACUUUCAGAUAAGGAAAUACAGUAAUAUUACCUAAAAUCAGACCUUACUUUGGAACUAUUGCUGGCGAGAAGAAAUAUGAUUCACAAUCAUAUGUAUCAGUUUAUGGUCUGCUAGCUUAAGCUUAAAUGCAAUUGUCUAUUAUACAAAUGACAACAUUCCAUGUGAAUUAUUUCAGUAUAUAAACCAUAUUUAGAGUGUGUGCUUGAAAUUUGCAGGAACCGCAAUCUAUAACUAAUAGUGCUUGGUUGCAGCUCAUGUACCAAAGUACUAGAUCCUGCAUCAUAUGGAUGUAACACAAGCUAGUCGUUGAUUUCAUUAGUACUCUAUGUGUAAUACAAUUGGAUUUUUUUAUAGUAAUGCUGAGUGGAAGCCUACAGAUAUUUAUUGAUUAAUUAACGGAUAAUCAAAUAAUGCUUAUUUUAUAUUGACAUUAAAACAAAUCAUUGAACAUGUUUUUUUCAGGGCAGAUCUAUUUUUGAUCACCUGAGGCUAGUUGAGGUUACUGCAUUUAUUAUUGAUUAUAUCCUUAAUUUCAGUAUCUUUUGUUGUUUUUAUUGAGGGUUAGAGGUUAGACUUCCAAUUAGACAGCAGGAUUAAACCUACGUUCAAGUAACCUUUGUUUUCUUGUAUGAUUCCAACCAUGCCAAAUGGUUGCCAUUGAGUAAAAAUUGAAUUUGAAACAUGAAAUUGGAUUAUGCAGUUUUGUAAUGUGAAAUAUAUAUAACCCUAAUAAAGUCCAAGUUUGCAAACAAAGAUAAUA